AUGCUUAAUAACAUCACUGUUCUUGACGUUAAGAUAGGCAGUUUUUGGCUGCAAAAACGCAGUCCAACCCAGAUGUCCAACACAAAGCUGGCUUACACCCCAACCCUCACAGAGCGCAGUUCAUUAACAACUGGUUUGCACUUCUGCACUUUGAAAUCUAUCAACUGCAGGACAAUUGUACUCUGCAAAUCCUUCCUCCAUAAAUGCCUCCUCCUCUCCCCUUCAACUUCCAACUUCCAACUUCCAACUUCAAAACCACCCUUCCCGCCAUUCCCUCUUGCUCUCCCUCUCUCUUUAUCCAACAGUAUGCAUUAUUCAAAGUACGCCACUAACUCCAACUCAAGCGGCAGCGGUGCCAGUGGCAGCAAUGCCUCUGUCAAUGGAGGUGGUGCUGCUUCCUCUGGUACCGGGCGCCACCCUGUUUACCGCGGAGUGAGGCGUAGGAGCAGCGGGAAAUGGGUGUCGGAGAUUCGGGAGCCCAAGAAGCCCAAUCGCAUUUGGCUUGGUACAUUUCCAACUCCGGAAAUGGCUGCAGUGGCUUAUGAUGUGGCUGCACUUGCUCUUAAGGGUCAAGAUGCUGAGCUUAACUUUCCGAACUCCGCUUCUUCCUUGCCUGUUCCUGCAUCCACCUCUCCACGUGACAUCCAGGUGGCCGCAGCCUCGGCGGCCGCGGCCGCUGGAGCCGCUGUGGAUGCUCUAUCUGGGGGUGGAAGUACCAUUAGUCCAAUAGCACUAGGCAGAUCAAUGGCUAAUGAGUUUGUUGACGAGGAUUUGAUCUUCGAUAUGCCCAAUCUUCUUGUGAAUAUGGCAGAAGGGAUGCUUCUCAGCCCUCCUCGCUUGGAUUUGGCAGGGGAAGAUGCCACCGCGGAUUUUACAGGAGAUCACAGCCUCUGGAAUUAUCCUUAA
Messenger RNA from Vitis vinifera (wine grape), 906 nucleotides. Its product is annotated as ethylene-responsive transcription factor ERF024. The record is from RefSeq and is a predicted model, not a curated record. Gene Ontology annotation, molecular function: DNA binding; DNA-binding transcription factor activity. Gene Ontology annotation, biological process: regulation of DNA-templated transcription. The transcript has a single exon. Bases 1 to 906 code for a protein of 301 amino acids. NCBI's taxonomy places the organism in Eukaryota, Viridiplantae, Streptophyta, Magnoliopsida, Vitales, Vitaceae.